This is a messenger RNA of Pseudophryne corroboree (corroboree frog), 1932 nucleotides long. It is a transcript of the gene SPG21, whose product is annotated as SPG21 abhydrolase domain containing, maspardin. The record is from RefSeq and is a predicted model, not a curated record. Lineage: Eukaryota; Metazoa; Chordata; Amphibia; Anura; Myobatrachidae. Bases 185 to 1129 code for a protein of 314 amino acids. Gene Ontology annotation, molecular function: CD4 receptor binding. The transcript has 10 exons. Gene Ontology annotation, cellular component: trans-Golgi network transport vesicle; cytosol.
GUGGAGGAGGGGGUGUGGCUGGGCAGGAGCAUCGCUGCUGGCUGAGGCUGUACAGAGAGAGAAGGAGAGAGCAGCAGCUGAGUGGUCACUGGGAGAUCACACUACAGAGACGCUGACAGGGAGCGCUGCCCUCCUCUUCACUCCAGAUAUCCUCUGCGAUCUGCCGACCCUUCCGCUCUGCAGCAUGGGGGCCAUCAAAAUCUCCCCUGAUUACAACUGGUUUCGUAGCACUGUUCCACUAAAGAAGAUUAUUGUGGAUGAUGAUGAUAGUAAAGUGUGGUCUCUCUAUGAUGCUGGCCCUCGCAGUGUGCGCUGUCCCAUCAUAUUCCUGCCACCAGUCAGUGGCACAGCAGAUAUCUUCUUCCAUCAAAUCCUUGCACUGACCGCCUGGGGGUACAGAGUCAUUGCACUUCAGUAUCCUGUAUAUUGGGAUCACCUGGAAUUCUGCGAUGGAUUUCGAAAACUUCUGGAUGAUUUGCACCUUGAUAAGGUCCACUUGUUUGGCGCAUCUCUAGGUGGUUUUCUAGCCCAGAAGUUUGCAGAGUACACUCACAAAUCUCCUAGGGUCCAGUCCCUGAUCCUGUGUAAUGCCUUCAGCGACACCUCCAUCUUCAACCAGACCUGGACAGCAAACAGCUUUUGGCUUAUGCCUGCAUUCAUGCUCAAGAAGAUCGUUUUGGGAAACUUCUCAUCUGGCCCAGUGGAUCCAGUCAUGGCUGAUGCCAUCGAUUUCAUGGUUGACCGGCUGGAAAGUCUGAAUCAAAGUGAGCUUGCAUCUCGUCUCACUCUGAAUUGCCAGAACUCUUAUGUGGAACCCCAUAAAAUCAAGGACAUCGCUGUCACCAUUAUGGAUGUAUUCGAUCAGAGCGCUCUAUCAACAGAUGCCAAGGAGGAAAUGUACAAGCUGUACCCUAAUGCCAGGAGAGCCCACUUGAAAACUGGGGGGAACUUCCCUUACCUGUGCAGGAGUGCUGAAGUCAAUCUCUAUGUGCAAAUUCACCUGCGUCAGUUUCAUGGUACCAGGCAUGCAGCCAUAGACCCUGCUAUGGUUAGUGCAGAGGAACUUGAGGUACAGAAAGGCAGCCUUCAACCUAGUCCAGAGCCUCCAGAGACUGAAAGCUUUCCCUGAACGUCAGACGUGGCCUGUGCACUCUCAUGGCCGCUAGCAUUUGUGCUAGUGUAUUUUUCAAGAAGAGAUUUUUUGGAGACCCUUCUAUAUAAAAACAAAAAAUAACACCUAUACCACUUUGCAAUCUCUAGGACUUUCCUUUGCUGGGCAUAAUCUCUAUCGCUGCUACUCACUCUGACUGCCAUACUACAAUGGUGAAUCCGUAGUAGGUGUCUAGUGGACUUGUAUGAAAAGAUCUCUCGCAUGGGAGCACUUCCUGUUGCUAGCUGGUCAUGAGUUCUGGAAAUGGCUCUUUCUGUAUAUGACCUUGGUUUGAGAACAGAUGAACUUAAAUUCCUGCAUUCUGGUCAUGAUGAUCAGGCGUGGAUCUGUUCGCAGUGGACACAUGUAACCAGUAUCUCGCCUGCAUUAGUGGCUCAUGAUUUGAAAGUGAGAGGAGAGCGACAGCCAGUUGUUGCCAAGUAUGAGGUCAUUCUUGCUGGAACCAUCAACCUGUUCAAGUGUUAAGAUUCCUUGUCUGCAGUUAAAGCUGUACCCAUCAUGGAUUGUCUGUGUUCUUGUUCACUUUGUGGUGGUGUCGAAUCAUCACCGACAAAAUACAUACACACUUUUGGACAUACCCUUCUUAUCCUAACCUUCCCCCAUGUCACGAUGAGCACUUACUUGCAGCAGAGAAGCACUGUCCAAAAUAGCCCUCUGAGCUGGUCAUGGGUAAGGGAGGGGCCAGUGUAGGGAUGUAACUCCUCCCUUCUUUGCUAUAUAUAUAUAUAUAUAUAUAUAUAAUAUCGUAAAAGUUCGCACAA